AUGGCAAAACUAAUUAUAUCAUUGGAUGGAGGAGGAAUGCGAGGUUUAUUGGCUGUUUCAAUUCUCUCUCAUUUAGAAAAGCAACUUGGUUUUGAUUUAACCUCUGGUGCUGAUCUAGUUGGUGGUGCCAGUACUGGUGGUAUCGUUGCUUUUUGUAAAGCAUUGGGGAUUCCAACUAUUGGAUUAGAGAAUCUUUAUUCGGGAUUGGGUAGUUUGAUAUUUGGAGGAUUCUCAAGUACUAGAGCUGCAAGUGUAACCGUAAAGGAAAAUACUGAUAAAUUGGAACAACAAAUGUUGGCAAUGUUUGGUUCGUUUUCACGUCUAUCUAAAUUCAAACCAACCAAUAGUAAACUAUUUGUCAUUACUAGUUCGAGACAAGUCACCAGUACCGGGGAGAGUGUCGAUCUAGACAGUGUCCACCAUCCAUAUACUCUAGAGAUACUUGCCAACUACUCAUCAACCAAACGACCAGAUACUACCUUGUCAGUGGUUGAAACAAUCCGUGCUACCGGUGCCCUUCCAUUCUACCUCAAUCCAUUCAUUAGAGAUGGAAAAGAGUAUGUCGAUGGCGGUGUACUACUAAACAACACUGCUUCCAUUGCAUUGGAAGAAGCCAAACAAUUAUUUGGUGAUACAGAAAAAUUAAUUAUUAUUUCAAUUGGUACAGGCUACUAUAAUAAUAACAAUAACACUAACAAUAAUAACAGUAAACUAAUUGAAAAAAUAACUAAUAAUCUUUUAACAAAUAAUAAUAAUAACAAAAAUAAUAAUAUUAUUAUUAAUCUUACCAAAACAUUUCAAGAUUCAUUAUUUAAAUCACACCAACAACAUUUAGAAAAUGUAGAGUUGUUUAAACAACAAAAUAACGUGUCCUACUUUAGAUUCGAUGUAGAACUUGACAGAGUGAUUGAUAUUGAUGACCAUGACACUACAGAUAUACAUAAUCUCAAACAUUUAGCUAGUUUAUAUCUUGAUAACCCCAACACCAAAGAAUCGGUCGCUCAACUCUUACAAGUCCUACAAGAAACAAAUAUUAUUGGACGCUCAAGUGCAUAA
Molecule: messenger RNA, 1056 nt
Organism: Cavenderia fasciculata
Lineage: Eukaryota; Evosea; Eumycetozoa; Acytosteliales; Cavenderiaceae
Gene: plaA
Product: patatin family protein
Exons: 2
Coding region: 1-1056 (351 amino acids)
Biological process (GO): arachidonate metabolic process
Cellular component (GO): membrane
Source: RefSeq, a predicted model, not a curated record